Molecule: messenger RNA, 3773 nt
Organism: Betta splendens (Siamese fighting fish)
Lineage: Eukaryota; Metazoa; Chordata; Actinopteri; Anabantiformes; Osphronemidae
Product: centrosome and spindle pole-associated protein 1
Exons: 27
Coding region: 440-3589 (1049 amino acids)
Biological process (GO): positive regulation of cytokinesis
Cellular component (GO): spindle pole; centrosome; microtubule
Source: RefSeq, a predicted model, not a curated record
AGUGACAUCUAGCGGCGGUUCUUUAGAACGGUUGAGCGAUUUUAACGUUUCGCUUUCCCAACUGUGACUAUUGAAUAACAAGGUGGCUAAUGUUGAUUAUUGUAACUUAAAUCUUCACUGCAAAGCCCAAGAGCACCGUACAAUGAACCACUAACCAAGUUAAUAGCUAGCUAAUCAGCCCGCUUCUCCAAGGAGGAACCUUUGUGUCAUGGUUGCCCCUGGCAACGGAGCGAUGCUUUGCGCCACGCUGACGGCAUGGACUACAACAUUAGCCAGAUUUGGACCGUUUAGACAAACUAUUCAAAUAUAAAUUAUACAAAAUCUUAAAAUACGGCACAUAACGUCUGUAGGUCAAGAGGACACGCGGAAAACACCCACAAUUAUAUCAUCACGAGAUUUACAAUUUGUUCAUGCAGAUAAAGGCUAAUGGUAGUUAAAUAUGCCUCCAACCUCAGAAGCACUAAUCACUAAUUCAGACAAAGGUUUGGGCUUAAGCUUUCUACUGGGAGCCGACUAUGAAAGGAAAAAACAGAAGCUUCAGCAGGAGCUGAAACUAGACUACAAACAAUAUGUUGUCAAGGAAAUGGAUCGUAAAAGCAGUGAAACUCAUCCACAUCCUCAGGGGCUGUCCUUACCGAUCCAUGACAACUUAUCUGUCAAGGAAAAACUGAGAGAGGAGAGGAAUAAAGAAUACAACGUUUUCCUUAAGAAUAAAGCUCAAAUUAGAAGGACAGGCCAGGUUCCAGCUCUAGAUGCUUCUCCGUCUAUUCUUAAGUCCCGCACAAAUCCAACCCCCAUUCAUAGGGAGCAGCCUCAGAGGAGAGAUGCUGCCACUCUGACAGAGGAAGGGGAACAUGGGAAAAGCAGGAGGGAUCCAGGUCAUCAGGGACGGAGGCACUGGCAACCGCAUAGUCCAAAAGAACCCUAUAGCUCUGAGGAUGAGCCCAUGAAAGAUCAAGAGUUCAAGCGCGAAUGGAGGAAAGACAGAAUCCCUGCAGAGUUAGAGAGCAACGAGGAGCAGAGAAGCAGAGAAAGCAAAACCAACAGCCUGCAAAUGCCAGACAUGAGGCCAACUGCAAGAUCUAGACCUGCUUCCAGUAAGGAAAAAGUCGAGUUUGCUACUGGACUACUGAUUGGGACAAAGGACGAUCCAAUAGUGUCUCAGAUGAGAAAAGAAAUAUACAAACGGGAGCUCUUAAAACAAAUUGCGGAACAGCAGAAAAACAAGCUGAAGGAGAAGAAACUCGAGCUGAGGGUUGCAGCCACUGGAUCCACUGACCCUGAGAAAAAGCCUGACCGCAUUUUGCAAUUUGAGCCUGUAAAUUGGCAACAGGACAGCUGGAGACCGUCUGGAGCAGAUCAAACAGCUGGAGGGAAAGACCCGCAUCAAAGGCCUAAUGAUAACAAACUUAGCAGACACACUGAACAGGGAGGUCCCCAGGGAAGGUCCGAGGUGGACUCCAGCACUGCUCUGACUCAGCUGAUAGGCAAGGCAGCGCCACAAGGUGCCUCCUCACUAGACUACUUCCCAGAAGGCUACCACAGGGACUUCUCUCACAUGCUUGGAGAACUGGCAAUCCCCAGAGUUGCAAGUGUUCCUCCCCCAGUACCUCCUGCUAUAAGUAACUAUUACAAGACGCCAUAUGAUGCUGCCUAUUACUACUAUGGAACAAGACAUCCACUGGAUCCACAUCUCCCUCACUAUCAAAAUGGUCCACCCAGAAGAGAGUCUGGGAAUUUCCACAGCCUUCCUCAAAGCCCUCGCAUGCACAGACCCAGUGGCAUCACUGAAACAACUCAUGAACACAGAGCGUUUUCCUUGGGUGUUGGAAAAGUUCUUCCAGACAAGUCUAAGCCGAGGAUAGAGAGUGUGCUGAGCUACCAAGAAUCACUCAGAGAGCAGAUCAAAGAAAGAGAGGAGAGUAAAAGAAGAGAGAAAGAAGAGAAGGAACAGUAUGAAGCCAAGAUAGAAGCUGAGAUGGCGGCUUACAACCCCUGGGGGAAAAGUGGGGGUGGCGCUCCCAUAAAGGACCAAAAAGGCAACCUUUUCAGUGACCUUAAACAAAUGCACAAGAUAAAUGAGGAGUCAUACAAGAAUCCUUCGGUCAUGAGUAGUGAAGUCAGGACUCCUCGUCCCCGUAGACUGUCAGUCAGCGAUCAGCCGACGCCGCAGCACCAGGACACGCAGGAAAGAUACAAACAAGCGCUGAAACAACAGAUAGAUGACAACAAGAGAAAACGGGCGAAGGAGAAGGAACAAAUGAGGAUGGAGGAGGAGAAAGAAGAGAAGAGGCUGUUGGAGCAAAGGACGCGCAUGCAGUGGGAAUAUGAGGAGGAGCAAAGGAGACAAAAGAAUAUGGAGCAGAAGCAAAGUCGGAGCCGUGAGCCUAAAUCACCUCACCAGGAAGAACAAACGCAGACCAAGCAGGAACAAGACAUUGCUGAAAGCAUCAGACAGAUAGAGGAUAAAGUGGCAGAGUUUCCUUAUAAGAAGGAGCCAUCUCCUCCCAUCCCAGCCUGGCAGAACAAGCAGACAAAUACUGUGGUCCCACGACCUCCAUCUGUUGCAAGCCAACUCUCCACCAAGACUGAGGCGUCUGAGUCAGCACCACCAGCUGUGGAAAAAAUCGCCCCACUACGAGAUGGUCAGCAGCAGGUGAUGAGAGAGCUGUCGGCCCUCCGCCAGUACCUGUGGACGGAGAAGAGACAACUAGAAGCACAGCUGGGCAGAGAGGACGGACAGGAGGCUCCACGCACUCCCCCCAACAGGCGCAGAGGACGACCCAGAGCCGAGGCCUCGGCGCCUCUACACAAGCAGAUCGACCAGCCAUCAGCUGGGAGACUUUACUCUGGCGCUGCACGCGUUAACAUGGAAAACAUCAGGGAGUUCAACAUGCUAAAACACAGGGACACAGAAUCCCGUGAGGACGUCCGUCACAUGUAUCCGGACCCUCCCACAGACGCACAAAGUCUGGACAUACAGCAGCAGGUCCUCCUACGGGAACAACGACGCAAGAUCAGGCGUAUGAAGGGGGAAGAGGAGCGGGAUCGUUUGGAGCUAAAUUCGAGCCAUUAUUAUGAUAGGAACAAACACGGACGCUUCAUCCACACAGACGCUGCGUUGCCAUCUGAGACCACUUUUAUUGAUGUUUACAGUAGCAGGGAGCAGCUUCAAGAGCAGAAACCCCGUCGUCCAUCAGCUGAACCCCAGGAGAGGACGACAUGGAGGACACAUGUCCAUGAUGAAGCAGUGAUUGCCACAAAUCAGAGAGCACCUAAGACCCAGUCGGACACUCAGUUGUUAACAAGUCAAAAUGGUGAAACUAGGGUCCGCUCGAAGCAACAGCGCAUCAGGAGACGAGACUCUUAUACCAUUGAACAAAAUGGCAUAUUAGAGGGACUGCCUGCUGAUGAAACGGAUACUGCGUCUCUGCGUUCUGCCCUGGAGAGCCCCGUCUCCGUGGAGACCGUCGCCACGGAGCCCUGGCUGCGGCCCGGCACCUCAGAUGAUGUAAAACGCUCCGGUAGUAGACCAAGGCCAAACCGCGGGACGGGUGCUCCACCCUGGCUGACGCGUGGCAUCACAUAGCUCCCAUCCACUGAAGGUUAAAACUUUCCCCCCUCUGUAGAAUGGAUGAGGGCUAAACGUGAUCACAUUAAUUUUAGAGUUAAUCAGUUCAUAUUUAGCUUACAUAGGUUUUCUGAUGGGCAUAGCUAUGACUGUACAAAGGUUCUAUAUCGCUACUGAAUAAAUGCUGUUAUUUUAAUCUUUU